AUGCAAAUGGCGGUUGUUAUUGUGGUCGAAAAUUUUAGUGAACGAAUAUUUUUAUAAAACCGUGUGCGAAUGCAUUAAUUAAACAUUGAUGGUAAAAUUUACAGAAAGAUUGUUAUUGUAUUGAGGAUAAAUAUAAUAUAUUGUGAGAAGAUAUGAUUAUGGUAUAAACGACUUGUCGUUUACCAAAGUGAUGCUCGUCCAUUCAUUCGUUAAUACGUCGGUUCUGCCUGCAUUUGUGUCUAAAAUGUUGAUACAAGUUUAUGAGCAUGUCAAAUAUCGGGCAUAGCAAAAACGACAGUGUACUGUCUUUAUAUAAACAAUUAUCCUACUAAAAUGACAAAUAUUUAAAGAUCAAGUGCUAGGUUUAUGAAUAAAUAAAAAAGUAACAAGAUUUGUAAGCAAACAAAUUGUGGGAAAAAUUAUUAACGAGAACGCUUCAUAGUGACACCCCAUGAAAGGCGGCGCCAUUGAUAAAUGGUGGUGUGGCAAUUCCUUAAUAUCUGCUGGAAGACGUAAACCAACGUGGAGGAAGUCAAAAAAUAUAUUCUAAAAAAGUUGCAGUCAUAUAAAAAAAUAUUAUUUCUGUACAUUUUACGCUUGGUGUAAAUAGUAAUACAUUUUUGUAUAUACUUCGAUAUAGAAAAUAAUACAAAUGAGCUAUAAAAACUUUUGGAUGAAAUGUACAUGCUUCUGUAAUGCAAUACGCUGCACCGUUUCCCUAUAUGGGAUAAUGUUUCAUUUUGUUCAAAAACAAAGAAAAUGACACGGCUUGUUUAUAAAUAUAACGGUUAAUUGGAGAUGUAAAUUAACACAAAUGUUGAAAAAUACAAUAAUUUACUGUUUCAAUAGAAAGCCAAAUGCCUAGAAAAAAAUGUGUGAGUAACAGCCAUGCUUUAAGAAAAGCGAACAUUUUCUUAUUCGUUGUAAAGUUUUGUUCAAAGCAGCUACAAUUAAUAUUUGAAGUGAUAUACUCAUAAGUGAAAGGAUUCCGAAUACAUAAAGAAACAAGUUGUACACUUUACCCUUACCAUAAUAGAUGUUAUAUUGCAAUUAUUACUCAAUCUUAAUUUUUAAACCUCCGCCUGGUGUAAUUCUCGUGUAAUGAUAUGCAACUUAAACAGCAGAUUGAAUCUUGCGUGCGGAUAACAGUGCAAAUCCCAAAGGAUGCGGCUCAACGGUUACGCCAGAUGGCAGCGGAGGGCAAUCCAGCCCUCCAUGCUCUCGGUAUUAUGUCUGUGCAGUUGGACGGCGAUUCUGUGAUAUCCAUAAAAUUACCCGGACAGGAGAUAAAUUUAAAAACUAUAGAUAAUGACGAAGAAGUUUUAUCGAGCGGCACGAGUGAGGCGAUGGGCGAUUUUACACAAUUGUUGGAUGUUGGGGGGAGUGCGAUCCAGUGUCUUAGUGAUCAGUUAACAAGUGGAACAUUUUUGCAAUCACAAGUGCAAUGUCGCAUCCCUGUACAAAACACCAAUAAACAAGAACUUCCGUCAACACAAUUGCAGCAAUGUCAGCUGGUGCAGGAUAGACGUAAUAUGCUGCUUGGAGGUCCAAGUACAAGCAAUGCCGCGCAAGCUAUUCUUCAAAAGCAACAACAUCAAACCCCAAACCUGCAGCGACAGUUAAUUCAAGGUCAACCACUAUUUAAACCGCCAAACACAGUUUGUCCUAUGGAUGGAAAAGUCCCGGUACCACCAAUAUCUUCAAAUUUAAAUACCGGGUCAAAUAGUAGGGAUUAUCCAUUCGUUAGUAUGAGGCAAGCUCGUGUUUUACAAGGUCGAGAAAAUGCACUAAAUAGUGUUCUAGUAAAUUCUAAUCAAGCUUUUUCAACAAGUGGUUCACAAUCUUUACAAGCGCCGCAAAAUGGACAAAUGGAACUUACAAGUGGUUUGGUAUCGUGUCCCAAUGUACCAUUAAAAGUUAUAAAAAAUUCUCCCAAUGUAGAUCUUUUGCCUUCAACUUCUGUUUUAGCUGCUAAUAAAUUACAGUUUUUGCAACCUCCACCACCCCCAUACCCAGGCAUGGGUGCAGUAACAUCAAACGUUAUAAACAAACCUAUCGCUCAAAUAAACAAAACAGUUCAAAACUAUUUACAAAAAGGCAUGGGAGGGCCACCAGUGGGAUCUUUUUCAGUAAUUAAUUCUACGACGCCAAAUAAUAAUAUUGCAAUUUCCUCACCCCUGCUUGUGAAUUUAUUACAAAAUGAUGGGAAUACGACGUCAAAUCAAGUAAAAUUGUCAUCACAAACUUCAUUGACUCAACAGCAAUCAUCACCGUUACAAUCCACGAGUCAGCAACAGUUAAAUCAAAGCCAACGUCAACAGUUAUUAAGUUCACCAAUGCAAACGCAAUCAACACCUAACGACAUAGCACUAGACCACAAACAAGUUCAACAACAACAGACACAAUUGUUAUCUUCGGAAAAUACUUUGAUGGGUACAUCUUCAUCAAUUGGGGCGUCUCUAUCUCCCGGCGUAAAUACAAGUAUGCGGAACUUACAUCAACAACAACAGGAGCAAAUUGUGACAAGUCCUGGAAGCAAUUUAUUUGGUCAUCACCAAUUUCAAUCUAACUUUCAGCCGCAGCAUAUUGCAUCUCAACAAACCCAUUUUUUGCGACAACAGCGCCAGCAACAGUUGCAGGGAGCUGUUGUUUCGAUUCCAGGUACUCCUUCGCAACGCCUAAUGCAACAACAACAAUCGUUCCAGCAAUCUCAAAUAAUAAAUAAUAAUCAGGCAUCUCUGCAAAAUGGUGUUGGUGGAAUAAUGUUAACUAAUCUGCACCAUCAGCAAUCACCAAAUAUUCGGCAAGUUCGUCCCGUAGGCAUAAUGACAGGACACGUAGCUGUACAGCAAAAAUCGCAACAAGCACUUCACUUUCUUUCUUCCGGUAAUAUGUCACCUGCGGCGUCGCAUUCACCUGCCUCUAGCCACCAUUCGAUGCAUAGUCCAUUAAUGGGCUCACAUCAACAGCAAAUAUUGUCGCCUUCUACAACACCAGUGCAAUCUCCACACUCUCAUACGCCACAUGCACAUAAGCAUAUUGGUCAACAGCAAUCGCAUCAGUUGCAACUGCAGCAGCAACAUAAUCAAUUACAACAACAGACAGCGAUACCGUCAUCUAACAGUGUUAAUCUUCAUCACAACUCACAAGUACCUUUAGAAUCGCCUAUAUCCGGAACGAGAUGCAGUACUGGUAGCAGUGCUUCUUUGACAAAUACAAUACCUCCACCACCUGAUUAUAAUCAGACGGCUAACGCGACAACAGGCUGGCCUGUGAAUAACAAAAUGAUGGAUUCAGAAACUAAAAGUAGUUUCCAGGAGUUUGCUCGUUACCAAAUGCAAUACAACUUACAGCAGCAACAAAUGAAUACUAAUCACCAAUCGCAGCCAAAUAAAGAAGAUUUGCAAAAACAGCAAUUUAGCACUCAUUCAUCGAGUCCCGUAGGAGAUACAAUUGGAAGAAUGGUGGCAGUAUCUUCGAUGGAUAAUGUUGCAUCCAAUGUAUUAUCAGAUCCUUUAAUAACUUUGUCCGAUUUUGAAGCUUUAACAACAAAUGACCUUGACGCUUUGCUACCAACAUUAAACUGUGAUUUGGAUUCAGCUCUUAGUUUGGAUGAUAAAAAUGAAUUGGAAUCACUUUUGCAAGAUGCAAAAGAUCUCGAUUUGGACCUAAUUGAGGAAAAUUUAUCUGCUGUAGGCGUAGAUAUUGAUGAAACAGCAGCUGCGGCAUCUUCGCUUUUAGAUGCAGAAGCCAGACAUUUGCCACCAAAUGUGACACUUGGCGUUAAUCCAAUACAUUUUGAACAAAAUGGGCAAAUACCGCAAACAAUACAAAAUCAUAUGGGUGAUGACACCAUAGUGGCCACUAAACAAAAUAAGUUGCUAGUGCAGCUAAAUAAUCAAUCACGGGAUCAGGUUAUGCAAAACCGAUAUAAGGCGGAAGAUAACAUGUUUAUGCUAAAUAAUCAAGCUAAUCAGAAACUGCAGUUAACUCAAGAUAUAUCAUCCCAUUCUAUACAAUCAGGGCAACAUUCAAAUUUUCAAGUGGAGUCUGCGCUUCAUCGAAGUAAAGGAAGCGGAGGCACAGAGAAUUCAUCUACUCAUAAACAAUUUCUAAUUAAUCCUCUGACCGGUGAAAUGGAACCAAUGCAAAGUGAUGAUAGCGAAACAGAGGCAGAACAGGAAACUCAGCAAACUAAUUCUAUGUCGAAAAAUCAGCGAGUAGUGUCCUCAGUAAUCGAAAGUUUUAGUUGUAAUCAAUCUGUCGAAGGUUUAUCCAAUUCUCUGAUUUUGGAGGAUGAUUCAAAUUCAUGUGGAACCUCUGUGUCCAAACUUUCAAUCGGUGAGCAAAUAAAUGGAAUUAUUCCUGGAGUAGCAAGUGAUACAGAACGCUCACGUGAUUCGUUACUUUUAAACAAAUCGAAUAGAAGCGUUAAAUAUACUAAACGAGAUGAUACUCAUGUGCUUAACAAAUCAGUGACUUCUCUUAAUAAUAUUACUGAAUUUUGUACAAUUAAAUCACCGAAUGCAUUCUUUACCCCUGGAACGACAUCGUCAGCUACUAGUGGGCUUAAAAAAAAAUCAAAGUCAACAACGCUACGAGAAAAACAGCAAAAUAACUUAAAGGAAAAAAAGCAAGAUGCAAACACCAUUUCUGGAGUGACAAAACCUAAAAGGACAAAAGCAAAUGCCAAAUCGAAGACGUCUGCUGCAUUGUCAUGUACGAAUACAAUACCUUCUACGUUAUCGGAAUCUACAUCCAUAUUGGCAACUCAACGAACAUCAGAAAGCUGUAAUAAUAAUGAGAAAAUAAAAUUACGCUUAAAAUUGGAAAAGAAGGAACCUGUAUCUCCUGCUUAUAAAGUAGAUAUGUCUUUUGUAGCUUCACCAAAACUUCCUGCAAUGGAAACGCCAGUGUCGAGCAAAUUAAACGUACCAACUCAAAGUAAUAAUAGUGUUCUACUUAACAAGAAUAUAAACCAAAAUACCACAGUUUUAUCGGUUUCUACACAACAGCAACAGAAUCUGCUAGAGAAUUCUUCUGUUGUACAAAACCAAUCGAUUGCUUUCACAAAUUUUACGCCACCGCAAAUAGCCGUAAAUGUUAGUCCGAAUUGUUCAAUUGAUGAACCCCGAGUACCCCCAUUACACAUCAGUCUAAGGGGUGGGAAAAACUCAAUUGUCAUUAAAAGUAGUCGAAAAGAUCGUAAGAAACCACAGAGUGUGCCAAAUACGCCUUCAGUUGUAUCGAGUGGAGAUGGUGAAGAUGUUGAUUCUAAACAUAUACCUAAUAAACAGUCGCAAAUGCAGUCAUCGCAAAUGCCAGAUCUGUGUACAGAGAUUAGGACUCAAGAGAAAACACAGCAUUUGUACAUUUCCCAAAGCCCUACAUCAUCAGUCUUUAACUGUAGUGGAAACGGUAACAAUUCCGUGACAAUAAUGACAUCAGCACGUCUGCCGACAUUGCCGAUUUCCAGUGAUGAUCCUUCAUUGUCAGCAACGUCAAUGACAGCGACGUCACUGACAACAUCUUCCUUCUCGGGUAACAAGAAUGGACUCACAAUAAGUGCAAUUAAAUCGCUUGAUACAAAGAGCGUCAGUAGCUUAAAUGACAAUAAAAAUAUAAUAAUUGGUUCGACUAAUGUAGGUACAUUACCGUUUCCACCCCAAUUGAUGCAUCAAUCACAAUAUCAAAAACAUACGUCCCAUAAACUGUCACAAACUUGUAAAGAUCCAUCAAGCUUAUCUGGUAGCAUAAUUAAUACAUUAUCCAAAAAUAAUAUAUUAGCUUGUUCCAGUGAUAAUUCUGUAAAUAUUUCAAAUCGUGUGAUGAAUACAAUGAAUUUAAAGACACCAGCCACAAUUACACCUAUUGGUAUGGGUGGAGGCAAACCACUGACAAAAAAUCACAAACCACCGUCUUACAUAACAGCUGUUCAGCAACUUCAACUUCAAAAGCAUCAACAAAAACAGUUGCAGAAGCAAACAAAAUUUGGAACUCUUAAUGAAAGUCAAUCACCACAGGAAACAAUUGUCGCAGUAGCGACUUUGUUGCCAAGUGCAACAACCCUAAAACGAGUUACAAUACCGAAAUCGUCGGUUGAACAAGAUGAUUUAGUUGUUAAAUCGGAAAGUGUUACUUCUACAGCUGAAAGUCUUGUGAAUACGGAUAUCAAAAUAUCUUCUUCGAAUUUACCAACAACAUUGGCGAAUGCAGUUGUCGGGUUUAAAAAGCAAUCGCAUGAAGCUAUACAAAAUGAAUCUGUUCCAAUUCCUGUAAGCAAUGGAACCGUAAGUGUAAAUAACGUUGGUAUAUCAUGUAAUCAAGGAAAUGUAGUUGGUACUUCACCACCUGCUCUUAUUAAUGUAACGCUCCGCAACUCGCCGGCAAGUAACGGAAGUGGUACCCCUGGUCACGGUAAUGGAAGUGGAACAGGCGAAGACAGUGGUAUUGAGUCUAUGGAUGCGUUAUCAGAAAAAAGCCCUCAUCAACAAUCGUCUUGCAGCCCAACUCAACAGCAGAUAAAUGGUGGUAGUACAAGCAACGAAAAGACAGCAGCAACAUCUAAUGACGUAAAAAAGUCAUUGAAAAGCGAUAUAACGAAAGAAAAAGUAGAUCAUACCAAAAAUAUAAAUGAGGAAAAUAAGCUCGAAUCAAACCCACAAAGAAAAGAUAAUUUGUUGGAUUAUACAGAUGACGAAAUUGAAAAGGCUUUGGCCAGAAUGGAAGGAUUUAAUGAAGAUUAUUUGACAGUUGACCGAAAUGCAUCAACUAUUGUUAGCACAGUUGAUCAAUUGUCUUCUAAAUCAGCUGCAAACACAAAAAACGCCAUCUCUCCUUCCAAAGUCGAAGACACUAUAAAAGGAGCGUUGUUGGAAUAUAUGGCCGAAACUUCAACAGAAAAUACUGAAAAUAAAUUAUCGGGACGAAUAAUUGAAUCCAUUACCGCUAAAGAUAAGAACACUUCUCAAUAUACAGAUGGAAAUAUUGUAUUAGAUAAUAAAUAUAAAUCGGAGAUAAGUCUAGAAAAACCAAUUUGUUCUAGAAAACUUGAUAUCAAGGCCACUGAAAAAUUGACAACAGAUGAAGGAGGCAGGACAAUAUUUGAAGCUAAAAAACAAGGGGAUGCAUCAAAUAUUCAUUCACAACGUUCGGACUCUACUUACCCUCCUAUAUCUAUUGAAAUUCCAACGCAAAGCGAAACGGAAUGUAAUCGAAUUCGCACUCGUGCUAGUAGUCGAUUAGAAAGUCCCUUGGAUAUAAAUAAAUCAAGUCCAACAUCGAAUGAAUCAAAUGCAAAUUUUUGUGUGACUACUAACGAUAAACAACUCAAUACAACGCGAGCGUCUUCAAUUGGUAGUGUCAGCCCACAAUUAAGCGUUACAUUUUCUGGUAGUGAAACUCAGCUUGGUGUAGGAAGUAAGCGUAAGCGCCAAGAAUCUGAUACUAGUGCUAAUAACGCACAUCUAAAUGAAUGUACUGAACAAAAGCGUUUACGGAUAAGCAGUAUAAGUAGCGCUACAAGCAAUGUUGCUGUUGAUGAUAAUGUUAGGAAUAUGAAUGAUUUAUCUUCAGCAAAUGAUGCGCAGGAUGCCUCAAAAAUCAGCUGUAGCAGAAACUGUGAGGAAUCUUCUGACUCUGAUGAACCAUUGAUCGAAGUGGCAGAAAAAGUAAGAAAUUCAAAGGCUGGCAAUGUUGCCGACUUUAACACUAGUGAAGGAGCUAUUCAGGCAACGCUGGUAAAUUUAGCAUCAGGGAAAAUGGAGUUUUGCAAUACAUCCAGCUUGGAAAAAAAUACACGUAAUAGUCGAACAAUAAUACAUCCAAGUAAAACCUCAUUUGCUGUCAACACAAUUGGAAAUGUACAAAGAGAGACUUCUCCUACUAGUCAUAUAAAAUGUGCGACAUCUUCGUUAACAAUUAGAUCAGUAAAAAAUAGCAAUGGUACGAUAAAUACCUCAGCUUCAGGAGAUUCAAAUACGAAUGACAACAAUGUUUCCGUGGGAAUUUCGGCCAUGACUAAUUUGCAUUUCACUCGUGGUAAUACAAAUUCCAACCCUUCAUUUGCUGGUGGGAGUGGAAUAAAUAACAAUAACAACAUUAGUGAGGAGAAAAUUGGAACACGACGUAGUGUUCGUACAAACGCAGGUAUUCAUAAAAAUGUUUAUGGGCGCUCAAAUACUUCCGUUGUGACAUCAACGACGAUGUCUGUCCAAAACACAGAUCAAGCAAAAGCUAUAUUGUCGAAAACAGUCGGUGUACAUGGAAGUGAAAAUAUGGGUUUCGUUGAAGCUCGGAGGAAAACGAGAAGUGCAGUUAUUGGAGAGGCACAGUUAACUGAAGGACGAAGAAGACGAAACUCUCGCGAUUAUAAGUGACCAUUGUCUUGCGCCUCGGCUACAAAUUUAAAUGUAGGCGACGAUGGCGAUAUGGAACUGGGUGAAUUUGGAGUUGAAGAACUCGAAAGCAAAAAUUGCUUUUUAUUGGCCGAGACGCAGGAUGAAUUCUCAAUGUAUGCUUUAGUUGAUGACAGUAAGAAAAAUGUUGACUUCAAAGAUGAAAGUGACCGAAAAAAUUCGUUUGUUACUGAAAAUGCAGAUACAAAUCAAUAUUUAAGCGCUUUUCGUGUUAAUAAGGAAAUCGAUUGUAAAAACUUACCGAAAUCAAUCUCGAGUACAGAGGUUAUUCAAGAAAUAGAAGAUUUAGAAUGCAUGGGACGUGAACAUAUAAUGUUUUAUAACAGCAAAUUGGAUUCAGAAGUUGAAAACGACUUACUCUCCGAAAUUUCCCCUGUGAAUCCAUUAGAUUGUAGUAGCUUUUCGGAUUACAAUGAGUUUAAUUUGUGCUUGAACAAUAUACUAAACUUUGACGGGGAUGAAAAUAUUCAUGAACUGUUAUCACCAAGAGCAAUAAUUUCGGCAGAUAAUCUAGUCCGCUCAGGCGGAGUAGGUUGUUCCUCCAGUACGAAACCUGUAAGAAAUAUCAAAGAUUCCACAGAAGAUUGGGGUCAGCGUCUUAUUCGAAGAAGUCAGGAUCAGCCAAAUAAUAUUUUUGAUAUAAUUCAUUUGAGUGAAGACAUGGACCUACACUCCUACCAAGCCGACCCUCAUGUACAACCACUUACUAUUGGGCUUGAGGGUAGUCUACAUAAUGUAGAAAAAGGAUUGGAAAAAGCUGAAAAUGAUCUAGAAUGACCAAUUACAUAGAAAGGAUUUGAUAAAUACAAGUGUCUCACUCAUUGGCAUAAACAAACAACGCUGUGGCAAUAAAGUCGUUAAAAGUCAUAUAAAUAUUUAUUAUUAUUUAUAACGAUAAUCUUAUUUGAAGCUAGUAAACUCGAUUGUAUGUAUGUACGGACAAUUAGAGUUGUAUGUAAUAAAAUUUUGAAUAAUAAAUUAAAAAAAAAAAAACAUUUAAUUAAAUUGCAGACACACUACUAAAGGAAACAAAAAACAGGUCAUCAUUGAGAUAAAUUGCAGUCAGUUUCAAAAAUUGCAAAACGGAGCCUUUUUAUAAUAUGAAGCAUUUGAAUUUAUCUAUAGGAAUGAAUUUGCUAUUACUGGGAGUAGUAUAUCUAGUCAAGAGGUUUAGAGAAAAUAAAUGCAGAUGAAAAGUAAUUGAACAAAAUUUAAUUAAUUAAAAAUAAUUUUCUUAUUUGUAAAUAUCAUUCUAGGAUUGUACACUUUAACACCUGUCGAAUUCGUUGAUUAUUAUUCCCCCUGUAUUUUUUUUUUUAAUUUUUUCCAAGCGUUCCCGGUUAACAAUAUAUAAUAAAGUAAAUGACACAUUUUACAACA
Molecule: messenger RNA, 9797 nt
Organism: Bactrocera tryoni
Lineage: Eukaryota; Metazoa; Arthropoda; Insecta; Diptera; Tephritidae
Gene: Ncoa6
Product: probable serine/threonine-protein kinase DDB_G0282963
Exons: 6
Coding region: 1107-8378 (2423 amino acids)
Source: RefSeq, a predicted model, not a curated record